This is a messenger RNA of Calidris pugnax (ruff), 3610 nucleotides long. Its product is annotated as NACHT, LRR and PYD domains-containing protein 3-like. The transcript is spliced from 9 exons. Gene Ontology annotation, cellular component: cytoplasm. Bases 392 to 3253 code for a protein of 953 amino acids. The record is from RefSeq and is a predicted model, not a curated record. Gene Ontology annotation, molecular function: protein binding. Lineage: Eukaryota; Metazoa; Chordata; Aves; Charadriiformes; Scolopacidae.
ACCUUCAGGCACGCUGCCUCUGCCUUAGGGGGUAAACACCCCCCCAGGAUGCCUUCAAUUGCCUUAGGCUUUUUGGAUCUGUAUUCUAGGACGGGUUUUGAAUUUUUAAAAUAUUUGCACUGAUGUAGGGAAAAAAAAAAAGGAAGCCAAGGAAAGGAGGUGGAACGCUAAUAACCUCACACACACACACCCCCACCCUGCACUGCAGAGAGGGGGAGAAGCCAGGAAAGCAGCAGCAGAGCCAGGCAGCUCUGGGAAUCACCCCGGCACCCAGCACGGGGAGGGUUCCCUGCAGCCCGUGGGUCACAUCACCCCCCAACACAGCACGGGAGAGCGCCGGGCACCGCGGCAGGGCAAGGUGAAAACGGCUUCUUCAAGGUGACAUCCCGCGAUGGCAGGGGAAGAGCGUCCGUUAGCUGUUCUCUUGCGAGCGCUGCAGGGCCUCGCGCCCAAGGACUUUCAGGAGUUUCAGAUGAAGUUAUCGAAGGUCCACCUGGAAGGGGAAUGGAAUAUCCCCAAGGAUUCGCUGGUGAAGGCCGCCCACCCCUGCGCCCUCGUCGGCUGCAUGGGCGAGAACUACAGCGAAGGCGCCGCGAUGGACAUAGCCAUUGGGCUGCUCGAAGAGAUGAACCAGAGAGACCUUGUGGAAAAACUCCUGGAGGAGAAGGUGAAAGACCACAAGCGGAAAUACAAGGAGCACGUGGUGCGGGAGUUCCUCUGGUACAAAGAAGUCAACUCCUGUCUGGGGGAGAACCUGUCCAUCAGCAGCCGCUACACCGACCUGACCAUCACCAGGAAGCUUUGGAGCAAGCGUGGAGGUGAGCACAAAGCUGUGGGUGCCAACCAUGGAUGUCCCGAGGCCGGCCAUGGAUCAGCCACCAUCGCCGUCACCGCGCAGACACUGUUUAAACCCGACGAAGAUGGGCACACGCCACAGGUGGUGGUGCUGGUGGGGGCCCCGGGUACAGGGAAGACGAUGACGGUCAGGAAGGUGAUGGUGGAGUGGGUGGAAGGGACCUCCUACACGCAGUUUGACUACGUCUUCUGCAUAGACUGCAAAGACAUUGCCUUUACCAAGGAAGCGAGCGUGGUAGACCUCAUUUCAAAGUGCUGCCCUCACAGGAGAACACCAGUUGGGAAGAUCCUGGAUGACCAGAAGAAGAUCCUGUUCAUUUUUGAUGGCUUCGAGGCCCUGGGAUUUUCCUUGGUUCAGCCCGAAGCUGAGCUGAGCUCUGACCCCAGGGAAGUGAAGCUGCUGGAAACCACCCUGAUGAGCUUGUUGAAGAAGACCGUUCUCCCCGAGUCCUCCUUGCUCAUCACCACAAGGCCGACAGCUCUUCAAAGCCUGGGGCAGUGCCUGGAGGGUGAAUAUUACGCAGAAAUACUGGGAUUUUCGGCAGCCAUGAGGGAGGAGUAUUUCCACAGGUACUUUGAGAACAACAAUAAAGCCACCAUGGCCUUCAGGUUUGCCAGAGGCAACGAGAUCCUCUACAGUUUGUGUGUCAUCCCCGUCAUGAGCUGGACAGUCUGCACCAUCCUUGAACAGGAGCUUGACAAGAAGAAAAACCUCCUCGAGUGCUCUAAAGCCACCACGCGGAUGAGCGUGUUUUACCUCUCCCGGUUAAUGAGGUGCAGAGGCAGGGACAACCCGCAGGACCUCCAGCAGUUCCUGGGCAAGCUCUGCUCCUUGGCCGCCGAGGGCAUCUGGAAGCACAAGGUCCUCUUUGAGGAGAAGGAAAUCAAGGACCGUGGCUUGGACCAGCCACACCUCCUCCCCCUCUUCCUCAACGAGAAGAUCUCAAAGAAAGGCGUAGGCCACGGGAACGUCUACAGCUUCACCCACCUGCACCUCCAGGAGUUUUUUGCGGCAAUGUUUUACGUUCUGGAGGACGAUGAGGAGAUGGCUGGUGACCCGGGGCCUCUCACAAAGGACGUAAAUCGGUUAUUAGAAAGCUACAGCGAAUCCAGGGAGGAUUUGAACUUAACGGUGCGGUUCCUCUUUGGUCUGCUAAGCCAAAAAUCGAUAGAGUACCUGGAUGAAAGCAUUGGGUGCAGAAUUUCACCACAAGCCAGGGAAGAUACGCUGAAGUGGCUUCAGGGGAGGCACAGGGUCACUUCCCAGCCUGGCCAAGUGCUGAAAGUUACGGAGUUGGACACUUUCCACUUUUUGUUUGAGAUGAACAACAAAAGCUUCGUGCAAAGUGCGUUGGGUCGUUUCACCGACGUAGACCUGCAGGACAUCAAGUUUUCCCUCUACGACCAAAUGGCUCUUUCCUUCUGCAUCAGGCAGUGGGACGGGUUGGACUGCGUCACCCUCCGGGGGUGCUCCUUCCACCAGCAGGAGAGCAGGGACAAGGUGGCCGCGUCGGUUCCUUGCUCCGGUGCCUCGGGAGCAGGAGAAGGUCCCCUUCCCCUCGCUGAGCAGUGGCACCAGGAGCCACAGACCCCCAUCCAGCCCCUCUGCCGGGCACUGCGGCACCCGGGCAGCGGCCUGCGGGUGCUCCGGCUGCAGUGGUGCAGGCUGUCUGAGAGCUGCUGUGCCGAGCUGGCGGGGCUACUGGCCCAACACCCCACCCUGGCCCGGCUGGAGCUGGGGGACGGCACGCUGGGCGACGGCGGCGUGCGCCUGCUCUGCCAGGGGCUGCAGCAGCCUGGCUGCCCCCUGCGCGUCCUGCGGCUGUGGUACUCCCGCUUGAGCAGCGCCUGCUGCGAGGACCUCGCCACCGUGCUGGCCACCAGCCCGUGCCUGGAGGAGCUGGAUCUGUCCUUCAGCGAGGGGCUGCGCGACGCCGGCGUCCAUUUGCUGUGCGAGGGGCUCCAGCACCGCAACUGCCGGCUGCGGAGCCUGAGGCUGGGGAGCUGCCGGCUGACGGGCGCCUGCUGCCGAGCCCUGGCCGCUGGGCUGGUGGAGAGUCCCCAUCUCACCUGCCUGGACCUGAGCGACAACCAGCUGGGAGCCGACGGUGUCCUGCAGCUCUGCCAGCAGCUCCGGCAUCCCGCCUGCCCGCUGCAGGCCCUGGGCCUGAGCACAUCGGGGCUGAGCGAGGAAGUGCUGCAGGAGCUGGAUGCCCUGCGGACACUGAAGCCCCACCUGAAGAUCGGGUCCCUCCUGGAGCAGGAGGUGCCGCAGGCGGGGGCCAUGGCCCGGCUGCCCUUCCACCGGGGGGUCCUGCCGGGCACAGGGGGGCUGGGGGGCAGGAAGGGGCUCCCCUCCUUUAGGAGAGCCCCUCGCAACAACCCCAGCCAGUUCUAGCCCCAUUUGCGGUGCUGCUGAAGGCGGGGGGAAGCCUCCCUGGGUCUGAGCCUGCCCCACACUUGGGGGUCCUGCCUGCAUCUGCUGGGGGGCAGGGCAGGGCUGGUCCUGCUCCUUCCCUCUCCCGGUUUCCCCACGCUGGGAAGAGUUUUGGGCGAUGACAAAGAAAGGCCCCGGGGCCAGUCCCCUGGCUCUUCCCCCUCCUCUCUCCCCCUGUCCCUGCGUCCCCAGGGAUGUCCCUGUGGGUCCAGCUCCUGCCCCACGUCCCCGCGGGAUGGCAGAGGGACCCGGCAGAGAGGUGCCAGCCCUGGAAGAGAGUGUCCACCCAGUUGGGGGCUUUAAUAGAGAAACAAAGAA